Molecule: messenger RNA, 744 nt
Organism: Adineta ricciae
Lineage: Eukaryota; Metazoa; Rotifera; Eurotatoria; Adinetida; Adinetidae
Source: the annotation of a GenBank genome assembly
AUGCAAUCUAGAAUGGUUACGCUUGUCGUUGUCAUUCUAUCGAUGAUUGUUGUUCAAUCAAGUUCUGUGGUAAAUCCAUGCACGAACUAUUGCUCGAUGGGUGGCGUUUGUCUUAAAACAAAUCAAGGUCCCAAAUGUGUCUGUUUACCAAAUUGGACAGGACUACGAUGCCAAAUUCAGAAAAAAAACGAAACCAUCAAUCUCGUCGACCUUGCACAAGCUGAGCAAAUACAAGUUCGUAACAGUUUGUGUCUUCUCCUUGUCCCUGAUUAUUGUAAGAAUGGAGGAAUUUGUUAUGCUAAUGAACAAGGAUUUGGUUGUCAUUGCCCGUAUGACUAUACUGGAGAGCGAUGCGAACACCCUUCACCAUGUUACCAAUACUGUUUACACGGAGGUCUAUGUUAUUUUACUAAUAAUGGUCAACCAAAAUGCUUUUGUCCAUCGGAAUUGGAAGGUGACCGUUGUGAAAGAAAUAAGACAACCUGUGAAAAGUUGUCUGCUGAUCAUUGUAAACCUGGAGUCUGUGUUACACGUGACGAUUCAUCAUUCUGUGUAUGUCCUCCAACAUUUAUUGGUGAGAGAUGUGAAAUAUCACUGAUUUCAACAACAACAAAAACACCUUUGGGUUCUUGCACUCCAACAACAUGCAAGCAUGGUGGUGUGUGCCGUAACAUUGGUAAUUCGUAUCUCUGUUAUUGUCAGAAACCAUAUGCUGGCACUAACUGUCAGUAUUAUGCAGGUUAA